AUGACGAGGAGACACUCCAUCACAGUCACUACUCUCACCUCAGCUGGGAACACUGGGGAGGAUGGAAUCCUGAGCUGCACUUUUGAACCCGACAUCAAACUUUCUGAUAUCAUGAUACAGUGGCUGAACGGAGGUGUUAUGGACUUGGUCCAUGAGUUCAAAGAAGGCAAAGAUGACCUGUCGGACCAGGAUGAAAUGUUCAGAGGUCGGACAGCAGUGUUUGCUGAUCAAGUAAUAGUUGGCAAUGCCUCUCUGAUGCUGAAAACUGUGCAACUCACAGAUGCUGGUACCUAUAAGUGUUACAUCAUCACUUCUAAAGGCAAGGGGAAUGCUAACCUCGAGUAUAAAACUGGAGCCUUCAGCAUCCCAGAAGUGAACAUGGACUGUAACGCCACCUCAGAGAGCUUACGAUGUGAGGCUCCCUGAUGGUUUCCCCAGCCAACAGUGGUCUGGGCAUCCCAAGUUGACCAGGGAGCCAACUUCUCAGAAGUCUCCGACACCAGCUUUGAGCUGAACUCUAAGAAUGUGACCAUAAAGGUUGUAUCUGUACUCUACAAUGUCACGAUCAACAACACAUACUCCUGUAUGAUUGAAAACAACAUUGCCAAAGCCACGGGGGAUAUCAAAGUGACAGACUCUGAGAUUAAAAGGCAAAGUCACCUCCAGCUGCUGAACUCAAAGGCUUCCCUGUGUGUCUCUUCUGUUGCCAUCACCUGGGUACUCCUGCCUCUCUGCCCUUACCUGAUGCUAAAAUAAUGCACCUUGGCUACACAGAAACA
Globicephala melas (long-finned pilot whale) is the source of this 779-nucleotide messenger RNA. RefSeq names its product V-set domain containing T cell activation inhibitor 1 (gene VTCN1). Gene Ontology annotation, biological process: regulation of cytokine production; T cell receptor signaling pathway. Gene Ontology annotation, cellular component: external side of plasma membrane. The record is from RefSeq and is a predicted model, not a curated record. Gene Ontology annotation, molecular function: signaling receptor binding. NCBI's taxonomy places the organism in Eukaryota, Metazoa, Chordata, Mammalia, Artiodactyla, Delphinidae.